Messenger RNA from Papilio xuthus (Asian swallowtail), 1313 nucleotides. It is a transcript of the gene CBP, whose product is annotated as sarcoplasmic calcium-binding protein. The record is from RefSeq and is a predicted model, not a curated record. NCBI's taxonomy places the organism in Eukaryota, Metazoa, Arthropoda, Insecta, Lepidoptera, Papilionidae. Gene Ontology annotation, molecular function: calcium ion binding. The transcript is spliced from 6 exons. The coding region runs from base 204 to 1025 and encodes 273 amino acids.
CCUACAGAAUGCCGGUCGAGUAAUAAAACACUGCGCGUUUACAUAUCACCAAACAGUUCGGUGUUCGGUGAAUGUGUGUUCCCGCUUUACUUUCUCUGCGCGCGCGCUUUUCAGCGUCCAAGUCUAUUCAUAGACAAUAAAAACUUUUUAAAGAAACUUUUUAGUUUAAUGUACCUAAGUGUUGUGUUGUGUUAAGCACUAAGAUGGCGGCCUCGCUUGUAAGACUCGGCUUGCGUUCCAUAGCCCUGAAUUUGGAAAGGACGGCGGCCCUUCUCUCCACUACCACAGUACAGAACCAAAUUAAGUUGAUCCACUCAAAGGCGACGUGUACCGGCACGGUAUGUUACCUGCCGGAGCGCGAGGCGGAGCUGGACCGUGGCAUCUGCCGCCGCUAUAGCAAACAGCACGGCCGCCCUGACCAGCAUCGCAGGCAGGACAGCGACAGUGCCAGCGAGUCAGACUCCGAUACUGAGUGCAAGGGAUUCGAUAGGUCAGAGUUCUGGCGGCGCAAGAUGCGCACUGUACACAACAUCCUGGACGUGGACAAGGACGGCCUCAUCUCCUUCAGCGACUUUCAGCUCUUCGCAGACAGGUUCAAAGCUCUGGGACAUCUGGAUGAGGAGCAGGCUAAGGAGUUCACCGCUAUUAUUAGAAUGACGUGGGAGGAGCAGUGGGGCGCCAUAGACCCGUACAACUUUGUGACGGUGGAGCAGUACCUGGAGGACAUGCACCACGUGCUCACUGACAGAUCUCUCAAGAAGCGAGCGCAUCGCUGGCUGCCCUAUCUCUUCAAGGCUGUAGACAAGGACAAGUCGGGCUACAUAUCUGUGGCGGAGUUCAAGUUGUUCUUCCAGUGCCUGGGACUGGACAACGAGCACGCGGCCGUCGCAUUCGCUGUCAUCGAUACUAACGGGGACGGCAAGUUGUCUCUGAAGGAGUUCGUGAAGUUGGGCAAAGACUUCUUCUUUACUGAGGACGAGAGCAAAGUCUCCAAGAUGUUUUGGGGGCCGCUGAUCGACGUGUGAGAUCCGGUCACAUCACUUGACUACAUCACUCCAAGACUGUAUUAGUUAGGAAUAUUCACUCACUCGGAGAUUUUAAGUGGCCAUUAAGGGUUGUUUAGCGAAGAUUUAAUAUGAAAAAACUAUUAGUUGAGUGAAUAUUAGUUUUUAUUAAAUGUAGUUCAGUGUAGUUUUUUAGUCUGUAAAGACGAUAAAAUGUAUGUAACAUUCCGAAUGUAAUCAUAUGACUAGCUGUUGCCCGCGACUCCGUCUGCGCGAAGUUAAAAAAAAUCAUAAUUACUAGCCGAUGUG